AUGGAGGGUGCACAAUUAAACCGCGGCUCAUUUGUUAUGUCAUUAAAGGAAGACAUUACUAAUUCCUCCUCCAGAAUAGGUAGACCUUUUUUACAAAAUAAGCUAGCAAACAUUGACACUCCCUGCAACGAGUACAGCAUGUGUUCAAUAGGACCCUCCGGCUCAUACAAUCCACACAUCCUAACUAGAGGCGUAAUUACAGAAUUACAACUUACUAUAGUAUGGAAAACUAUAGUUGCUGAUAAGCAGUGUUGUCAAUUGGACUCAAUUGAAAAUAUGUCAAUCGACAACACUGCUGAUAAAC
Scutellospora calospora is the source of this 304-nucleotide messenger RNA. NCBI's taxonomy places the organism in Eukaryota, Fungi, Glomeromycota, Glomeromycetes, Diversisporales, Gigasporaceae. The record is from the annotation of a GenBank genome assembly.